GAAUAUGUCGAUGUCGAAAUCAUGUGAAGAAUAUAUUCGUCCUCACUAUUUAUAUCUUCACUUCCCGAUCAAGCAUUCUUCCGCCACCAAAGUCUAAUAUGGCAAUUGCACAAUGCUUCAAGGUCACCGUUGGAGUUUUAGCUCUUCAAGGUGCUUUCAAUGAGCAUAUACAAUGUCUCCGUUCCGCCAGUGAAAUCCUCGCCACUAAAUCCAAAUCCAAAUCCAAAUCUACAUCAAAAGACCCAAAAGGAGACUUUUCGGUGGAAUACAAGUUCAUAGAAGUACGAAACGAGGCCGAACUUAAUUCAUGCGACGCACUCAUCAUACCUGGUGGUGAAAGUACCGCAAUUUCACUUGUUGCUCAAAGAUCAGGUCUUCUUGAGCCUUUGAGAUCCUAUGUCAAAUAUCAUCGUUAUCCUACUUGGGGAACUUGCGCAGGUCUUAUUCUACUUGCCGAAUCUGCAAACCGUACCAAAGCCGGUGGUCAGGAGUUGAUUGGUGGUCUUGAUGUUCGGGUAAAUCGAAAUCAUUUUGGCAGACAAGUAGAGUCUUUCUCGGCCAAUCUAGAUCUACCAUUUCUUUCGUCUCUAAGCUCGACUUCAUCAGACCUAGAUCCCACUUCCACCUCUCUUACUGCUCAAGAAACAGAAGAAAAGCCUGCUCCUUUCUCCGCAAUUUUCAUCCGAGCCCCUAUCGUGGAGAAACUCCUCCCUCACGUUCCUGGAGCCCAAAUCUCAGAAUCCACACUCGACUCCACAGUCAUUGCACCUUCUGUACCAAUUGACUCAAAAUCUAUCCCCAAUCCUGAUACUAUCCUCUCCGCUCCAGUGGAAAUCCUCGCCACACUUCCUGGUCGCACUACCCAUUCUAACCCAGAAAUUCAAGAAUCACUCAAUAGCGAAGCAGGAGACAUAGUAGCCGUCCGUCAAGCAAAUGUAUUUGGAACAUCUUUCCAUCCAGAACUAACAGGUGAUGCGAGGAUUCAUGCAUGGUGGUUGGAACAGGUUGUUGAGGAUGUUGUCAAAAGAAGAGAAUUGCAAGCUUCAUCAUAAUGAUCCAUUUUCAUGGGUUGGCAAUCUAAUAUAUCCGAUACACCUUUAGAAACGAUCUUACGAAAUAGAAAUAGAUUUUAAAUAUAUGGUUUCAUUUAUUAAUGGGGGCAAGCCCCCAAACCCCCUUUGCUCGCUACGCUCGAAUCAGUAUGGAUAUUUAUAAGAAGUUAUUUCACUCUAAGAAUCCAACAGCGCCAGUGGACCAUCACCAAAAUACUAUGAUUGCA
Messenger RNA from Botrytis cinerea B05.10, 1279 nucleotides. RefSeq lists its product as hypothetical. Bases 99 to 1052 code for a protein of 317 amino acids. Gene Ontology annotation, molecular function: glutaminase activity. Gene Ontology annotation, biological process: pyridoxal 5'-phosphate biosynthetic process; pyridoxine metabolic process. NCBI's taxonomy places the organism in Eukaryota, Fungi, Ascomycota, Leotiomycetes, Helotiales, Sclerotiniaceae. The transcript has 2 exons. Gene Ontology annotation, cellular component: glutaminase complex; cytosol. The record is from RefSeq and is a predicted model, not a curated record.